Messenger RNA from Penicillium soppii, 1569 nucleotides. Its product is annotated as GNAT family N-acetyltransferase. Bases 1 to 1569 code for a protein of 522 amino acids. NCBI's taxonomy places the organism in Eukaryota, Fungi, Ascomycota, Eurotiomycetes, Eurotiales, Aspergillaceae. The record is from RefSeq and is a predicted model, not a curated record. Gene Ontology annotation, biological process: siderophore biosynthetic process. The transcript has 2 exons.
AUGAGGAACACCACUUGCUACCUGCCCAAUGGCCUCACAUUUAACGUAUCGCCCGUUUUCGGUGGGGUCACCUUCAAGUCUGCCGAUUUCAACGUACAGCACAACUCCACCUUCCCUCCAGGUUGGACGAUCAUUAUAAACACCGAGAAACCUCAGAAACCUCAGAAUAAGGAGAAAGAACAAGACUCAGAAAAUGCUCAAACCCAUUAUGAGGAACAUUUCACCCGCUUCACUACCCCCACCUUGAACCGCGACUCCCUUUACAUCUCGUACAUAGUCAACCCGCCCUCUAGCGACUACAAGCCUGUCACCUCAUUCACACGCCAAAUUGCUAUGAUGCUCUGGGCAACGCUGUGGUGGUACUUUCACGAGCCCGAACCAAACCUGAACGUCGAGACAGCCGCCUCUAGCAUGACCCCACCCAAUGCCCGACCAAAGGGCCAAUGGCGGAUCAACAUCAAACGUGAGGGAAUCUUCAAGGGCCGGAACCUGUUACAGAAGCUCGAGCGCAUGGGUCUAGUCACCACUGAGGACUCCUCCGUAGGCCUGCAGCCAGUCGAGACAAGAGACUCCAGCAGCUGGUCUAAUAUGUUCGUCAGCCGGCGCAGCUUCUGGCAGCUUGAUCCGCGUCUGUUCCUCUUCACGCUCGCACCCCGCGGUACGCCAUCAUCACCAUCGUUUCAAUCCCGCAGCGCCUCGCCCGCCCGCGACGGUCUGCCCGAGGUCACAAAGCUGUCGUUAGCGCCUACAGAAGCCAUGUUUCACACUGCUAAUCUCGCCACAUACACCUCGAUGGGACCGUUCACCUCGAGCAGUCAUAUACCAACAUACUACCCGCCUCCGCCAACUCAAUACACAUUUACUAAUGGGGUACGGCAUCCCAUCCGCCCGAAACCGCCGCACCAGGCCGAGGUGUUCUACGUGCGAUACAUCCCAAGCUUGAGCCAGUAUCUCUCGUUCCGUGUGCCGUUCGUGCCGAUGGUCAAGGGUCAAGCUUCCAACAGCAGUCGGCCAGGGACUCCUGUCAGCUCGACGGUCACAGGGAUCUCACAGCAUCUCGCCGAGGACAUCACGUCGGACGUGGACACAUUACAUCGCUGGAUGAACGUACCCCGAGUAGAAGCAAUGUGGUCAGAGGGUGGUCCGAGAUCCGCGCAGGAGAAAUUCCUAAUCGACAACUUGACUAGCCGCCACAAGUUCCCUGUCAUCGGAUGCUGGGACGGGAAACCGUUUGGGUAUUUCGAAAUCUAUUGGGUGAAAGAAGACCCCCUGGGACGGCUGAUUGACCACGUGGAUAACUAUGAUCGUGGUAUACAUCUGCUCAUCGGCGAGCAGGAGUUCCGUGGUGCGCACCGUGUUGCGAUUUGGUUGAGUGCUUUGGUGCACCACUGUUUCCUGUCAGACAUGCGAACCGAGUCGGUGGUUUUGGAGCCGCGCGUUGAUAAUCUCAAACUCAUUAAUUACCUACAAGAAGCAGGCUUCUACAAAGAAGGCGAAGUCAGCUUCCCGCACAAGCAAUCCGCCGUCAUGAGGAUCAAGCGCGAGUACUGGGAAGGACCGGCCAUAUAA